AUGUUUUUUUACAUGUUUUUUUUUCUCAACUUCAAUAAUAUAAAAGCACCAAUCGUUUUGUCCGUUGUAGUAGGGUGCUUAGCGCUUCAUCGGUCAACAUCUCAUAACAAGAUUAUUGCAAUGAAGUCCACGGUAGUAUUCUGUGUGUUAUUAUUCGCUGCUCUGGCUCUGGCGCGACCGAGUGAUGAUCACUACACUGAUCGUUAUGACAACGUGGACUUGGACGAGGUUUUAAGUAAUAGAAGACUACUUGUACCUUACAUCAAGUGUGUCCUCGACCAUGGCAAGUGCGCACCUGACGCCAAGGAGCUCAAGGAACACAUUAGAGAAGCACUCGAGAAUGAAUGCGGAAAAUGCACUGAUGCACAAAAGAAGGGUACUCGACGCGUUAUUGGACAUCUGAUCAACAACGAGGAAGACUACUGGAACCAGCUUACAGUCAAGUACGAUCCUGACAAGAAAUUCACUGCCAAGUACGAGAAGGAACUGCGCGAGGUCAAGGCUUAA
This is a messenger RNA of Arctia plantaginis, 507 nucleotides long. The record is from the annotation of a GenBank genome assembly. NCBI's taxonomy places the organism in Eukaryota, Metazoa, Arthropoda, Insecta, Lepidoptera, Erebidae.